AUGGCAGAUACUUACCAACUAGUCCAGUCCAGCUAUGGUGAUAUAGCAAAGAAAACUGCCACCAAUCCGGAACAAGAUAGCGAGAAGAACAUUGCCAUGGCGUUUGGCUACACCGAGGAAGAUCUUCUUUCUCUCCCGGAAAAGACAAACCUUGGUCUAAGCUGCGGUAAUCCUGUGGCGUAUGCGAAUGUAAAGGAGGGAGAGACUGUAGUCGACCUCGGCAGCGGAGGUGGCAUUGAUGUCUUUCUCGCAGCGCACAAGGUGGGUCCUACAGGAAAGGCAACUGGGGUCGACAUGACCAGGAAUAUGAUCGAUCUAGCAACAAAGAAUGCUAAUGCAUCUGGCCUAUCCAAUACAUCUUUUAUCGAAGCAUCAAUCACCUCAAUUCCACUACCAGACUCAAGCGUUGAUUGCAUAAUCAGCAAUUGUGUCAUCAACCUUGUUCCCACAAAGGACAAAAGUCUUGUAUUCCAUGAAAUUGCUCGAUUACUGAAACCUGGGGGAAGGCUUGCCGUUAGUGAUAUCCUGGCGAGAAAAGAGCUUCCUGAGAGCAUCGCUAACGAUAUGACACUUUAUGUGGGAUGUAUUGCGGGUGCCAGCCAGGUUGUUGGGUAUGAGGAAUAUCUUCGACAAGCAGGGUUUCAAGACAUUUUUCUCGUUGAUACAAAGGCGAACCUGAAUAUCUACAAGGAGUUCUCCUACCUACAACAAAGUACAUGCUGUGCACCCUCGAGUUGCUCCGAGCAGGCAAAGACUGAAUCUGCAGAAAUUGAUUACAAUGAAUGGGCCGGCUCCUUUCAGAUCUAUGCUGUUAAGCCCAGUGUGUAG
This is a messenger RNA of Talaromyces marneffei, 828 nucleotides long. RefSeq lists its product as uncharacterized. The record is from RefSeq and is a predicted model, not a curated record. Gene Ontology annotation, molecular function: methyltransferase activity. The coding region runs from base 1 to 828 and encodes 275 amino acids. The transcript has 5 exons. Lineage: Eukaryota; Fungi; Ascomycota; Eurotiomycetes; Eurotiales; Trichocomaceae.